AUGAGCAGGAAGACACGGCGGUGGAUUUUACAUUUUUUCCUGUGCCUUGGAAUAGUCUAUUUGAAAAUCGGGGGUCUGUCGUCGGUGGUCGCGCUGGGAGCGAGCAUCAUAUGUAAUAAAAUCCCGGGCUUGGCCCCCCGUCAGAGGACUAUCUGUCAGAGCCGGCCCGACGCGAUCAUAGUGAUCGGUGAGGGAGUUCAGAUGGGGAUCAAUGAGUGCCAGUUCCAGUUCAGACACGGACGCUGGAACUGCUCAGCCCUGGGAGAGAGGACCGUGUUCGGGAAAGAGCUCAGAGUGGGCAGUAAAGAGGCUGCGUUCACCUAUGCUAUCAUUGCUGCUGGGGUUGCCCAUGCAGUCACUGCAGCCUGUACCCAGGGCAGCCUGAGUGGCUGCAGCUGUGAUAAGGAGAAACAAGGUUUCUACAACCAGGAGGAGGGCUGGAAGUGGGGCGGCUGCUCUGCAGACAUCCACUACGGCCUGGGCUUCUCCAAGGAGUUUGUGGAUGCGCGGGAGAUUAAGCAGAACGCCAGGACUCUCAUGAAUUUACACAACAAUGAAGUGGGGCGCAAGGUCCUGGAAAAAGGCAUGCGUCUGGAGUGUAAGUGUCACGGCGUAUCUGGAUCCUGCACCACCAAGACCUGCUGGACAACACUGCCCAAGUUUCGCCAGCUGGGAUACAUGCUCAAGGACAAGUACAACCAGGCUGUGCACGUGGAGCCGGUGCGAGCCAGCCGCAACAAACGCCCGACCUUCCUGAAAAUCAAGAAACCCCACUCCUACCGCAAGCCCAUGGACACAGAGCUGGUCUACAUCGAGAGAUCGCCGAACUACUGUGAGGCCGACUCUCUGACCGGCAGCAUGGGAACGCAGGGCCGCCUGUGCAACAAAACAGCUCAGCAGCCCAACAGCUGUGACCUGAUGUGCUGCGGUCGGGGAUAUAACACACACCAGUACUCACGUGUUUGGCAGUGCAACUGCAAGUUCCUGUGGUGCUGCUACGUCAAAUGCAACACCUGCAGUGAGAGGACAGAGGUGUACACCUGUAAAUAG
Messenger RNA from Scomber japonicus (chub mackerel), 1050 nucleotides. It is a transcript of the gene wnt7aa, whose product is annotated as wingless-type MMTV integration site family, member 7Aa. Gene Ontology annotation, biological process: canonical Wnt signaling pathway; positive regulation of JNK cascade; cell fate commitment. NCBI's taxonomy places the organism in Eukaryota, Metazoa, Chordata, Actinopteri, Scombriformes, Scombridae. The transcript has 4 exons. Bases 1 to 1050 code for a protein of 349 amino acids. The record is from RefSeq and is a predicted model, not a curated record. Gene Ontology annotation, cellular component: extracellular region. Gene Ontology annotation, molecular function: cytokine activity; frizzled binding.